GACUGCCCUUGUGGAGAGUUGUUUCAGACACGUGAGCACAUCUUGCGUGAAUGCCCCCUCUACGAAGAGCAAUGGGGGAUCCUCUGGAAUGUGUCAAGGACUGUAUACCUACCAGACACCCUUGGCUCCAAGGAAGAAAUCACAGCACUGAGCGAGUUCAUGGAAAACACAGGAGCAUUCACCCAGAUGGGA
This is a messenger RNA of Guyanagaster necrorhizus, 192 nucleotides long. RefSeq lists its product as uncharacterized. The record is from RefSeq and is a predicted model, not a curated record. Lineage: Eukaryota; Fungi; Basidiomycota; Agaricomycetes; Agaricales; Physalacriaceae. The transcript has a single exon. The annotation marks the transcript as partial.